Neoarius graeffei (lesser salmon catfish) is the source of this 1090-nucleotide messenger RNA. RefSeq lists its product as uncharacterized. The coding region runs from base 136 to 855 and encodes 239 amino acids. The record is from RefSeq and is a predicted model, not a curated record. Gene Ontology annotation, cellular component: membrane. Lineage: Eukaryota; Metazoa; Chordata; Actinopteri; Siluriformes; Ariidae. The transcript has 7 exons.
UCAUGGCAACCCUGAUGAAAUGAAACCGAAACACAGAUGAUCACAGCUUCCGGAAACCACAUUCACAUCUCGCUCAUCGUUUCUGAACAUCAUCACAAUUUGAUGCUGCUUGAUUGAGACCCAUAUUCUUGAGAAAUGGCCUCCUCAGUGACCACAGAUGCUCAUGGAGUCAGGGUGGUGACCCAGAUCAUCCCUAUGGUGACUCCAGAGCCUGCCCAGAUUCCCAGUGACAACAAAGACAAGACUAAAGUUCCUGACGUACCAUACAUGACCAGGAUGUUCCUGAAGGGAGAGCCUGUAGCACUAGGGAUUGUGCAGAUCUUGAUUGGGAUCAUAAUGAUGCCUUUGGGAGCGGUUACUUGGUUCACACAAACUCUGUAUGGUGAAAUCCCUCUGAGCCUUGGACUGUCAUUUAUCUUCUCUGGAGCUGUAACCUUGGGUGCACACAAGGGAACCCAUCUUCCACUUAUUAAAAGUACAAUCGCCAUGAACAUCAUCAGUGCUCUGCUGGCAGUGUCUGGGAUCUGCUACUUCUGCUUCGCACUUACCAUCCAACUUAAACUGAAUGAGUGUAUUAAGCAGGAUGACGAUUACUGGUACAACUACUAUGACUGCAUCAGUAAAGGUUACUGGCUGAAGGAUUCAGUACUUGGAAUAAAGGUCAUGCUGUUGGUUUUGUCCGUGCUGGAGGUGUGCGUGUGUACGACAACUAUUGUCUUUUCCUGCAAGGCCAACAUACAAGCAUCUGGGACCACAAUGGCAGAGACAGUGACGGUGAUGGAGAAGGAAAAAUACAGCAGCCAGGAAGCUCUGUUAAAGAGAGAAGUGGCUUCACCUUCAUGCUAUGAGCCCUGAGCGAACAUCAUACAUAUAUAAAGCACUUUAUGGUUUAGAGUAUAGUCUAACUUAGUUUAGAGUAGUACACACACACCUUUUGGGACACUAAUAUAAAAGAGUCGCAGGUAUAUUAAACUGAUUAUUGCACUUACAAUUCAUGUAUUCUGCUUUUGACAUUGCACAAAUUGAUACAACCUUUGAAACCGCCUGCAGUUAUUUUGCAUGCCUGUCUUCAAUAAAUCCUAAAGUGCAA